GAGACACUCCAUUGCAUUUUUGUGUAAAACAAGGCAUGGUUGAAUGUGUGUCAGAAUUACUUGAUCAUGGAUCUGAUGUUAAUCACUGUAAUUAUGCAAGAUUUUCACCACUUCAUUUUGCAGUGUCAUAUAAUCGUGAUACUAAACAUGUUGCCAAAGAGAUACUUCGCCUUCUAGUUUUAAAGGGUCAUGAUGUAGAUAUAAAUCAACCAGAUCCUUCAGGUUUGUCACCUCUGCAUUAUGUCUGUUUCUGUGAUGGUGGACGUCAGCAAAGGCGGCCAGAACUGGCUGUCUUUUUGAUUGCAUAUGGAGCUGAAGUAACUAUCACUAAUCAGAGGGGAUACAGUUUGAUAAGAGUUGAAUUUCAAACAUUUGAAGAUUGCACUAUCCUGAAAGCAAUUAAUAGAAGUAUGCUUCAUUUACCCAGUUUGUCUUCUUUAAAUAUUUCACCUCCUCCAGAACCUGAAUCUCCACCCUGUCCUCAGACUGUUGCUCGAAUUUCCAAUGUUCAAUAUGAAAAUUCUUGGCGGGCCCCUCCCAAUCGAGCACAGAUUCCAUCAUCGGUUCUGGUGUCUUCUCUACCAGAUUUUCAUCACCACCAAAGGAGGAAUCAUGAAUGGGAAAAAUAUCUAUGGUAUACAUCUAUUGUAUCGUCACCACGCUCCCUCCAGCAUUAUUGUCGAUAUGCUAUCCGAAGUACCUUAGGUCCAAAGCGUCUCAGAUUUGCAAAAAAUCUUCCAAUUCCAAAAUCACUUCAGCAGUACAUACUAUUAGAAUUUGAUUAGAUAAUAAAAUUUUUGUGCAUUUAAAUCUGCUCAUGCAUAAGUAUGUGGAAUACUUGCCAAAGGUUCUAGCCAAUAGGAGAGCAUGAAAAUAGUUUUUAAUUAUUCUUAAAAUGAGUUUUUUCUGAAAGAGCAGAAUGUUUGAAAAUUUUUAUUCCUAAAGCACUCUUAUUUAAAUGUAAUCUCCAUCUUUGGAGUUAAAAAUGCCAUAUCAGAUUUAUGUACCGUGUACAUCUUGUUAAUAUAUGAAAUGUUAUGCUGCCUAUAUAAAAUUCUUAUCAUUCAACAGAAAGUAUUAUAUAUUCAAGAAUACAAAUUUUUAACUGUUUUAUUCAAUUUGU
This is a messenger RNA of Centruroides sculpturatus (bark scorpion), 1123 nucleotides long. Its product is annotated as ankyrin repeat and SOCS box protein 18-like. The annotation marks the transcript as partial. Gene Ontology annotation, molecular function: protein binding. NCBI's taxonomy places the organism in Eukaryota, Metazoa, Arthropoda, Arachnida, Scorpiones, Buthidae. Gene Ontology annotation, biological process: intracellular signal transduction. The transcript is spliced from 2 exons. The record is from RefSeq and is a predicted model, not a curated record.